This is a messenger RNA of Diversispora eburnea, 1005 nucleotides long. NCBI's taxonomy places the organism in Eukaryota, Fungi, Glomeromycota, Glomeromycetes, Diversisporales, Diversisporaceae. The record is from the annotation of a GenBank genome assembly.
AUGCGCGCAAAACGAAACAGGCACAGGUCCAAAGCCGAAGCCUUGUACGUGGACCUAUCAAUAGGUCAGAAAAUUAGUAAUUAUUAUUCCAUACCUGUUAAUCGUUAUUCCAAUAUCCUCGUUGUUCAUAUUAUAUCUGAUUCUGAUCUUUCACUUUCGAUGGGAUAUGUAGGUGGUGUGGCAGGAAUUAUAGUUGGAAGUCCUUUAGAUGUUUUAAAGGUUCGCUUACAAACAUCUACAUCUUCUCAUGUAAAUGAUAAACAAAAAUCAUCCUUUAACAUUUUAAUAAAUAUGAAAAAAUCAGAAGGGGUAUGUGUUGGAUCCCCAAUUAUAGGAUUGGCAUUUUUAAAUUCAAUCCUUUUUGCUUCUUAUGGUGGUAUCUUACGUUUUUUUAAAAGAAAUUCUAAAAAUUAUGAAUUCUCAAAUGAUUUAUUACCACCAUCAUUAUUUCAAGUUUAUUUAGCAGGAUUUGGGGCAGGUUUUUCAUGUUCUUUGGUUAGCACUCCAACUGAAUUGAUUAAAUGUCUUUAUCAAGGAGGACUUGUAACUAUAAUUCGUGAUGCACCAGGUUAUGGUGUUUACUUUUGGGCUUAUGAAGGAAUUAAACGUUUAACUAAUGCAUCAUCAUCAUCAGAUGAUAGUAUUAAUGAUAUUAAACUUUUAUUUUCUGGUGGUAUGGCUGGUGUGAUAUCUUGGGCUAGUAUUUAUCCUUUAGACGUCAUAAAGACUCGAAUACAAACCCAACCUUUUACUACCGCUGCUCUUAUGAUGUCUUCAACAACGAAAUUUACAGAAAACAAAUUAAUGAUGAUUAACAAUAAUAUUUUUAUUCCAAAGUUUUUUUCUGGAAUUAUAAAUUGUACUUUUCGUUUAUAUUCUCAAGAAGGAAUCUCAGGAUUUUUCAAAGGAAUAACCCCAACACUUAUAAGAGCUUGGCCCGUAAAUGCUGUAACCUUUUAUAUAUAUGAAAUUAUGAUUAAUUGGCUUAAUCGUAUUCAAAAAUAA